AGAAUCAAAGAUGUAUAUAAGUACCCAUCAUGGAGAAAAAAAUGAAAGACCAGAGAGAUUUGAUCAUAUUGUUAGUUCCAAAAAGAAAAAAAAAAACAAUAUGAAGAAUCUCUUUAUCUUCGUGAUUCUUCUUAGUGUAUGCAUCAGAAAUACAUUCGGAAUAAGUACACUCUUGGUCAAAAAUGAGCUGAACAAUAAAGUCCUUGGUGUGCGUUGUAGAUCUAAGGACGACAACCUUGGUGAUCAUAUUUUGCGCGUUGGCCAAAUGACCAAAAAUAAUUUUGAUGAUAAUGUUUGGAGGAGGACGCUUUUCUGGUGUAAUUUGUGGAAAGGACCUGAUUUUAAGCUCCACGUAGCGUUUGAUGCAUACAGAUCUCAAUGGAAAGCGGAUAUUGGGCCUAGGUACUUGUGGAUAGCAAGAGAGGAUGGGAUCUAUUACACACAACAUCCCGAGACACCUCCUAAAAAGAAAUAUGAUUGGCCAAAGGCUUAAACGCCCAAGGAUUAGGGUUUCAUAUUAUUCGUGAAGUUCACGUAUGUGUGUCUGAUGAAGAUCAUUUCUUUGUUUUUUUUCUUUUCUUUAUAAUUUGAAUAAAAUUGGUCACUGUAGAAAUCUGACUCUAAUGUGUGCGUAAGAAGUGUGUAACGCUCGGCGGUGGAGCUUAUGUUACAAUCCGUACUUCAUUAUUCUGUCUGUGAUAAGAAAUAAUAAUAAUUGAAUAUGUAGCCUAGUUUUAUGCAAAAGUUUUGAAUGUUUUCAAUUUACAAUCCAACUAAAAACGGAACAACAUCUCAAACAAUUUACAAUAAAAUCAAAGAUUUAUAUUCUUUAUCUC
Arabidopsis thaliana (thale cress) is the source of this 836-nucleotide messenger RNA. Its product is annotated as Plant self-incompatibility protein S1 family. Lineage: Eukaryota; Viridiplantae; Streptophyta; Magnoliopsida; Brassicales; Brassicaceae. The coding region runs from base 11 to 493 and encodes 160 amino acids. The transcript has a single exon. The record is from RefSeq and is marked reviewed. Gene Ontology annotation, cellular component: extracellular region.